UAGUACAAACAAAUCUGCCGUCCUGGACGAUGCCAUUGACGGCGGAUUGACCGUUAUCGCAGGUCUCAGCCAUAAACCUCCCCACCUCACGCGUCUGCCACUCCGGCGAGAUAUGCUCCCGCUCCGGCGGCUGCCGCCGCUCUCGUUCCCACUCCCGCGUGGCCCCACGCCGCGCCGUCUCUUCGCCACCGCGGCUUCCGCCUCCACCGCCGCCUCGCCGCUCCCAUGGCCAGGGCUCCACGCCUGGCGCCGUGCCCCGCCCAGCGACCUCCGCACGUGGGGCCCGCACGGGCCCUGCGCCUCCCCGGACGCCGCCGACGAGUCCGGCUCGGAGGAAGCCAGCGCCGGCUCGUCGCUGGCCGAGAUGGGCGCGCUCGUGCUGUCCACUGCCGACCCCCUCUCCAAGGCGCGGCUCACGCACGCCGCCUUCUCCCGGUUGGUCGCCGGGCUCCCCGUCGGCAUGGCCGAAGCCCCUGACCACCCCGCCAGGCCUGACAAGCCCAUCGUGGUGACACAGAAGGAGAUCACCACGCACAAGCAGAUGGGGGUGCCUCUCAACGCGUACAUGCUCCACAUGUUGGCGCACGUCGAGCUCAAUGCGAUCGACCUUGCCUGGGACACGGUCGUGCGAUUCUCGCCGCUCCGGGACACGCUGGGAGAUGGCUUCUUCGUGGAUUUUGCGCGUGUGGCUGAUGACGAAAGCCGGCAUUUUCGAUGGUAUUCUCAGCGUCUUGCUGAGCUUGGGUUCAGCUAUGGUGAUAUGCCUGUUCACAAUCUUCUGUGGAGGGAGUGUGCGAAAUCCUCAAAUGACGUUUCUGCACGAUUGGCAGUGAUACCGCUAGUUCAGGAAGCUCGAGGCCUCGAUGCUGGACCAAGGCUUGUCCAAAAGUUACUUGGUUUCGGGGAUCAUAGAUCUGCAGAUAUCGUGACUAAAGUAGCACAGGAAGAGCUUGCACAUGUUUCUGUAGGUCUGCAUUGGUUCCUAAAAGUAUGCCAAAUGAUGGGUCGUGUCCCAGAUGCAACUUUUAGAGACUUAAUAAAGGAGCAUGAUGUGGUGCUGAAGGGUCCAUUUAACUACCCAGCUCGUGAUGAAGCUGGUAUACCCCGAGAAUGGUAUCAAGAGAAGUUCAAACAUGAAACGCCAAGUAAACUUUCGGAGGUGCAUGAUAGAUUAGCUUGUAUAGUUGAGAUGGAAAAGGAGAAUUCAAGCUUGAAUGGCUAGAUCUCACCUGAAGAAAAAAGAGAAUUGGAGCUUUGCCAAAUUGCUGCACGAUAAGUGAAGCGCCAACCAUUGGGACAACCAAAACAGUACUCCAGCCAACAUGAAUCAGCUCGAGCGUUGAGGCUUUGCCGCUGGGAGGCGGGAAAGUUUCUCCGAGGGAGAUGCUAAGAGCGUCAAGUAAAAAACGGUGCCAACCUGCAAAAGUAUAUUGAAUCAUCAAGACUAAUAUGUAAUGGGGUACCAAACAUUUCAGCCUAUGUAAUGCACCUGCCAACGACAACGAGCGUCACUAUCGGCCGUGACGGCUGGUUUUUACUUCCAGGAGGAGUAAUCGUGCCCAGAUGUCCGAUCCUGUAUCGUCCAGAAUGCUUCUUCCAUCCUAAUCACCGCAUUCCAGUACUAUCCAUAAUCCAAAACCUCUCUCCUGCUCCGAUUGCGUAUUAUCAAAAACGGAAGAGAUCAAUCAGAGUUUGGAUUCAGGUAGUACUCCUUCCAUCUCAAUAUAAAUAUAACCUAAUGUAGAUAUAACAUUUAUAUUGAGACGGAAAGAGCAGUUGCUAACCAGUGUACGUUUGCUCGGCAAA
This is a messenger RNA of Oryza sativa Japonica Group (Japanese rice), 1806 nucleotides long. RefSeq lists its product as uncharacterized. NCBI's taxonomy places the organism in Eukaryota, Viridiplantae, Streptophyta, Magnoliopsida, Poales, Poaceae. The record is from RefSeq and is a predicted model, not a curated record.